AUGAUCUCAAGUCAGAAGGACAUGGAAAAUUGUAAGAGUUGCACCAAGGAUCAUUUUCCAAAUGAAGCUCACAUACAAUGUAUUCCUAAGACACUGAACUUUCUGGCUUUUGAAGAAUCUUUGGGCAUUACUUUUGCUGUUUUGGGUCUUUUUUUCUCUCUUACUACAGGUCUUGUCCUUGCAAUCUUCAUUAAGCAAAGGGAUACUCCUAUUGUCAAAGCCAACAAUUGUAACCUCACCUAUGUUCUCCUUAUCUCUCUCCUCCUUUGUUUUCUUUGUUCAAUUAUGUUCAUUGGACAGCCAAAUAAGUCGACCUGCCUCCUCCAACAAAUGACAUUUGGAAUAAUCUUCUCUGUUGCUAUUUCUUCUGUUUUGGCUAAAACCAUCACAGUUGUUGUAGCUUUCCUAGCCUCAAAGCCAGCAAGCAAAUUCCGUAAAUGGGUAGGGCAAAAGUUGGCCUAUUCGAUUAUCAGCUUCUGCUCGUUCAUUCAAGUAGUUAUUUGUAUUAUUUGGCUGAGUACAUUUCCCCCAUUUCCACAUUUGGACAUGGAGACACUCUUUGGAGAAAUCAUAGUCGAAUGUCAUGAAGGUUCCAUCAUCAUUUUUUACUGUGUCUUGGGCUACAUGGGCCUCUUGGCUCUUCUCAGCUUCACUGUGGCCUUCCUAGCAAGGAAGUUGCCAGACAGUUUCAACAAAGCCAAGUUCAUCACUUUAAGCAUGUUGGUUUUCUGCAGCGUUUGGCUGACCUUUGUCCCCACCUACUUGAGCACCAAAGGGAAGUACAUGGUGGCCAUGGAGAUCUUUUCUAUCCUGUCUUCCAGUGCUGGUUUACUGGGAUGCAUAUUCACCCCCAAAAUUUAUAUAAUUAUAUGGAGACCUGAACUCAACACUAGAGAGCAUUUAGUACAUAAGAAAUAA
Messenger RNA from Pseudonaja textilis, 918 nucleotides. NCBI's taxonomy places the organism in Eukaryota, Metazoa, Chordata, Lepidosauria, Squamata, Elapidae. The record is from RefSeq and is a predicted model, not a curated record.